Messenger RNA from Nezara viridula (southern green stink bug), 720 nucleotides. NCBI's taxonomy places the organism in Eukaryota, Metazoa, Arthropoda, Insecta, Hemiptera, Pentatomidae. The record is from the annotation of a GenBank genome assembly.
GUUUGACUCUUCAAAGUUCAAAUUAGAAGAGAUUUCUGUUUGAAAUUCUUGUCUAUUAAUUUAACAAAUCAAAAUGUGGGUUUUAUAUUUGUUGAGUUGGGUGGGGAUAAUUUUUCAGAUGACGUUCUUACUAAUAGCUAUCGCAUCUGGCUUGUAUUAUUUAGCCGAGAUUGUUGAGGAAAAUACUGAAGUCACAAAGAAGGUUAUUAGGUGGUUGAUAAUCUUGGUCAUUAUUGUGUAUGCAGCAAUCCUGUUGUUUGAGGAGCUACCUUUUAUUUUAAUUUUGUGUGGCUUUUUAAGUCAAAGUGUGCACUUAAUCAUACUAACGGAUUUUCCAUAUAUAACGAUCAAUUCAUUCUCAUUCGUAUCAGCCAUUAUUCUAUUUAUAAUAAACCACUAUCUUGCAUUUAGUUUUUUUAGCGGGGUAUUUAUGCCAUUUUAUGAACUGCUGGGUUUUUUCACAAUAUGUAUUUGGCUGGUGCCUUUUUCAUUGUUUAUUUCUUUAUCUGCCAACGACCAUGUUCUUCCAGUUGCUCUAUUUGGGCGUGAAUCAUGGAAUCCCCACCCUCCAACUUUCAUGGAGACCAAUGAAACAGAUGCAUUGGGAAAUUACUUGUCCAAGAAAAAGAAUAAAUACAGCCUCCUCACUCUGAUGCACUACUGUAAAGAACACUUUUUUUCUCAAAAUAAAAAAAUGUUUUGAAUUCUUGUAAUAAUAAU